This is a messenger RNA of Chelonoidis abingdonii (Abingdon island giant tortoise), 3411 nucleotides long. RefSeq names its product DEAD-box helicase 24 (gene DDX24). The record is from RefSeq and is a predicted model, not a curated record. Lineage: Eukaryota; Metazoa; Chordata; Testudines; Testudinidae. Gene Ontology annotation, molecular function: ATP binding; nucleic acid binding; RNA helicase activity.
ACGGCUGCCAUGGCCGCGCCCGGCUGUGUCCCCACGUGGUAGAAGGCGACGGGCCCGCGCGGCGGAGAGCAGCAGGCGGUGACGAUAAUCAUGAAGACAAAAAAAGGAAAUAAGUUUAAGACUUCCUUUAAAUUGAAACAAAAGGGUAUCAAAGUAGUAGGAACAUGGAAACCCAUAGAAAUUGACCCAAAUCUGUUUGCUGAAGAGCAGCUUGGAGAUUUAGUGUGUUUUGAGGAGCUUACAGAUUAUAAAUUGGUGAAUUCUUCCAAAAUUGGAAAAGAAAAAGGAAAGAAGAGAAAAUCUGAUAGUGUUUCUGAAGAAGGGGAAGAAGAUUCUACCAUCCAGGAAAAAAAGAGAAAGAAAUACAAAGAGCUGGGAACCAAAGCAAGUAAAAAUUAUAAGCUUAAAGUGGAGCAAGAUGUAAUUGAUCAAGAGGACAAGCCUAAAGACACCACCAAGUUGUUUGAUUAUGAGGAAGAUGAAUGUGAAUCAGGAGGCUCCACAACCACUGAAAAAACCUUGAAGAAAAAGAAAAAGAAAAAAGUGAAAAAGAAAGUGUUUCCACCUGAGAGAGCUCCUCUACCAGCAAAGUCUUCUAAAAAGGUUAAAAAUUGGACUACGGGAGUUCUGUCUGCCUCAUCUGAUCAAAAAGCAGACGUGUCUGCGUGGAAAGACCUCUUUGUUCCUAAACCGGUUCUGCAGGCCUUGAGCUAUCUAGGAUUUAAUGCUCCAACUCCUAUUCAAGCAUUAGCCCUGCCUUCUGCAAUCAGAGAUAAUAUGGAUGUUCUUGGUGCUGCAGAAACAGGAAGUGGGAAAACACUUGCAUUUGCAAUUCCAAUGAUCCACUCUGUGCUACAGUGGCAAGAAUCAAAAAGCAGAAGUGACAAUGCCACUGAAGAGCCUCUCUGUGAUGAUGAAGACAAACCAGGAUGGGAAAGUGAUAACGAAACAAACCCUAAGCACCUAAACCCUAAGCAGGAUGAAGAUAGUGGGGGUGAUGAUGAUGUAGAUGAAUCUUGCCCAAUAGGUUGUAUGAAGGUGCUGGAAAAUGUAGAAUUUGAUUUUGGUGCCAACAAACAUGCUGCUGACUUGAAUAAAAACAGGCCUCUUUUAGGGCUGGUGCUGACUCCCACAAGGGAACUAGCUGUACAAGUAAAACAUCAUAUUGAUGCCGUGGCCAAAUUUACAGGCAUUAAAACUGCAAUUCUGGUUGGUGGAAUGGCUGCUCAGAAACAGGAACGAGUAUUGAAUCAGAAGCCAGAAAUUGUAAUUGCAACCCCAGGUCGUCUAUGGGAGCUAAUUAAAGAGAAACACUCACAUCUCUCAAAUCUCCGGCAGCUCAGGUGCCUUGUGAUUGAUGAAGCAGACCGAAUGGUUGAAAGGGGACAUUUCUUAGAACUCUCUCAGUUGCUGGAAAUGUUAAACGAUUCACAAUAUAAUCCUCGACGUCAGACUUUCGUGUUUUCUGCCACGCUGACUUUGGUCCACCAGGCUCCCACAAGAGUUUUACAAAAGAAAUAUGCUAAAAAAAUAGACCAAAAGACCAAACUGGAAAUGCUCAUGGAAAAAGUGGGGAUAAGGGGCAAACCUAAAGUGAUAGACUUAACAAGAAAAGAGACCACUGUAGAGACUCUGACAGAAACCAGGAUCCACUGUGACAUGGAUGACAAAGACUAUUACCUCUAUUAUUUUUUGCUUCAGUACCCAGGAAGAACCAUGGUCUUUGCAAACAGUAUAGACUGCAUAAAACGCCUGAGUGCGCUCCUCACAAUCCUGGAUUGUAACCCCCUGCCUCUGCAUGCAAACAUGCACCAGAAGCAAAGGUUAAAAAACCUGGAAAGGUUUGCUGAGCGAGAGAACUGUGUCCUUUUGACAACAGAUGUUGCAGCUCGUGGUCUGGAUAUUCCUAACGUGCAGCAUGUCAUCCAUUACCAGGUUCCACGCACUUCUGAGAUUUAUGUGCACAGAAGCGGCAGAACAGCUCGAGCUGCCAACGAAGGCCUUAGCUUGCUGUUGAUCGGCCCUGAUGAUAUGAUAAAUUUUAGGAAGAUUUAUAAGACAUUGGAGAAAAAUGAAGAGCUUCCAUUCUUCCCAGUUGAAACAAAAUGCAUGUUUGCUAUCAAGGAGCGGGUGAAUUUAGCAAGGCAGAUUGAAAAGGUGGAAUAUUACAACAGCCGGGCAAAGCAGCACAACUCUUGGUUCCAGCAAGCUGCAGAGGCUCUUGAAAUUGAUCUUGAUGAUGAUGUCCUCAUAGGAGGACGAUCAAAUGAGCAAGAAGAGAGUCAGAAGCAAAAGAUGCUGAAGGGAAUGAAAAAACAGCUGAAACAUUUGCUAUCUCAAUCAGUAUUUAAAGUCCUUCUGAAGACCAAAUAUCCAACACAAUCUGGAAAACUGCCACUGCCUCAUUCACCGGUGAGCAAUUCAGAAUCAGCUCUGAGCACUGUAUCAAAACAGCAAGCAAAGAGGAGGAGGAAGAAAAAGAAGUUAAUUACAGAUGAAUUAGAUAAAUGAUCGGUAGCAUCAUGGGAUGUGGGAGAGAAGAGGGGCCAUUUUUUCCUUAGAACUGGAUUACAUUAAUGAGUGACUGCUUAUACAAUGAUGCAGAACAAAACACCUAGUACCAUGUGGGUGGACAUUCUAGACAAACAGCUCCUACACAGUGUUGAUUGUACUGGCAGGCUCUGGAAAAUUAAGAUGAAUGGCAUUGGUUACAUGAGAACUGUAGCUAGUUAAUGUCUUGACUGUCAAACCCUGUUUGGUGUAUUCUUAUUAACCUUUUCCUUUUAGCAUCUGUUGAAAGAUCAGCUUCGUAAGAAGUUUAACUCAGUCUUUACUUUCUUCAUGAACAAAGUUAUUGGGCUAAAUUCAUCCCAGGUAUAACACCAUUGACUUCAAUGAAUUUGGACUUUUACAUUUUAAAAGAGCAGGGAGAGACUAAGGAGGGUUCUUGCUCUACCUUUGCUAAAAUAGACCUGCUGUGAAGUUUGACCUUUGCAAGUGCCACUACAAUGAAAUAAGAAAAAAAACAUAUAUAUAGCCAUGUUGUCCAUAAACCAGCAGCUCUAGUUAACAGAAUUAAUCCCAGAUUUCCAUCUCCUUGGAGCUUUUCUAUGGAGAUUUAAUUUCUCAGUUCCCUCUGCUGGGUGUAAUUUCACUAGUCUCUGUUGAUGUGCUCUAUAUAAUGUGCUACUGAGUUGGAAUGGAAGUGCGCUGGAACCAGUCUUGUAAGAAUUCUAAUCCAGAUCUAGCUUUCUUAGGAAAAAUCUUUGCUACUCAUGAUUUGUUUAUUUGGUGUUCGAUCAGCUUGAAGAUGUGUCAGUAUCUGACCCUUUUUUGUGAAAACGAGAGCAUUUCAUGGAACAAAUGGGCACUGAAGUACACAUCAAUAAAACAAACUGCUUUCAAAUAACA